Molecule: messenger RNA, 1088 nt
Organism: Cydia amplana
Lineage: Eukaryota; Metazoa; Arthropoda; Insecta; Lepidoptera; Tortricidae
Exons: 8
Coding region: 108-1073 (321 amino acids)
Source: RefSeq, a predicted model, not a curated record
GAUCGCGCGUCAGUUCGUCCACUCUCGCGCAACGGGACGGUCUGUACGGAUAUUUCAAUUAUUCGAUCGAACAAUCAAGUAAUAAAAAUCAGUAAAUCGAAUCGAAAAUGAGAACGUUACUAGCCGUAUUGGCGACAGUGUCGUUGGUUCGUGGUAUUGAAUACGAUGGUCUUCGGGUCAAAUUCGGCUGGUCCGACGCGCUGGCCGACAUGGAGUACUUCUUCAAGAUCCCUCGCACCAGCAAGGAUGCGGAGACCGAGGGUUGGAGACGCACGGAACGUCCACCUGGACCGCUGCCGGAGUUGAGGAUGUACUGUCCUCAAGGCCGCGCUGUUUGCCCGCUGUUUGAUGCUGGAGGGUUCGUGGCUGGACUACAGAUAUCUUUGCCAGUAGACGAGUACGAGUCUCUGGCAAUGAAACCUGAAAAGAAGCUAGUAAAGUGGCGAGCACCCGCGCUGGAGGGCGAGCCCUCAAGAGACUACUGGACCCUCACGCAGUACUUCGUCUCUGAAGAGUCCCUGAAAGCCGGAGCAGGCCCACAAGUGGAGAACGGCGCGACCCUCCAAGAUGGCGGCGUGUGGGUGACAGGACUGGACGGAAGACUGAUGAGGAUCCCUAGCACUGAGGCAGAGCUCAACAGCACUGCUUUCAAGAAACAGAACUGCAUUCCUAACAUGGGUACGCACUACUACUACAACAUGACGCAAGAAAUGAAAUGCGAAGACACUCUACCCUGGUUCGCGCUAGUGAGCCAGGGCGAUUUGAUCGGCACCGGCUUCCAGAUAUUCGGCCGAGUGGGACGCCAGAAGUACCGGGAUUGGUUCGAGCGCCCGCCCGGCGCUAGGCAGGGUGCUGAGCUCACGAUCCCGUUUGCCCCCCCGUGUUUGUACGAGUGGGUGUCCUCGUACGGCAUCGUCUCGCUGCACAUCUACUACGUCGACAAACCGUGGACGAUUAAAUGCCAAACAGGUGACUCGGUGAAACCUGCGCCGGCGCUGGACCGGCUCAUGUUCAGCGGCUACCGGUACGCGAACCAAGUCGCCGAUGAAGUCAAGAAGCUCUUCAGUGGAUAACUACGGGAUAGCUAU